AUGAAACAUCCAGGGGAUGAUGGUACUUUCCAAACAAAUCUUUUACAAGCAUUACAAAAAAAUAAAGUUAUUCAAGAUAAAUUAACUGAAUGUCAACAUUUAUAUUAUAUUCAAUUAUUAAAAGAACUUCAAAAUUAUAAUUUAAAAGAAAAAUAUAAUCGAGAAUUAUUAUAUUCAUGGAAAAAAGAAAUUUAUAUCAGAAAAUUGAAAAAACGUUUAGAAGAAUAUGAACGUAAAUGUUUUGGUAUCAGAGAUGAUUAUUAUAGAAGUCAAGUUAAAAACUUAGAUAGUGUUAUUACUGGUGAACAAACUCUUGUUAUACCGCCAAGUGAAGAAAAACGUCGUUUAAAUAUACAUGAAAAAUAUGAUCAAUUUCUUAAGAAGAAUCCUAUCCAACUAUCGUCAUCAGCAGUUCGUGUUAGUAAAUCAGCAAAUAUUUCUUUAGAUCAAAAUACAAUUAACACACAUGAAGAAAACGAAGAUAAACACGAUAAUAAUAUAAAAGAAGUAGAUCAUACUCAUAGUUUAGAACAAACUUGGAAACAUAUUCAUGCUCAAUCUGCUAGAGCUCCAAGAGGAAAACUAAAUAAUAGUUUACCCGCAAUUCAUCGGUCAUUGACGAUGACUGGAAUUCAGAGAAAUAGAACUUCAGCAAAAACAACUAUUCCAUCAAGAGUUAGUAUUAUAUCGAAUUCGCCUGGUAUGAAGACGUCACGAUCAAUUAAUUCUUUGUCCGAUGAAAAAGUUCAGCAAUCUCCACGAUUAUCUGCUCAAUUUAAACAAAAUCAUUCCGAACUAUCUGAUAGUAUUGAACCUCUAAUUAUAAAUACACAAUCAUUAGGAAAAUAUACUCGUAAUGAUCUAGUCGAUAUGCGUAGUGUACGUCGGCCAAGAAAAAAUGCUUCAGAUUUAAAUUUAAUAUUUGAAACACGUAAACGAAUCUAUCAAAUAAAUAGACGUGCUCUAGAUUAUGAAACAUACCAAAGAAUAACUGGAUUACAAAAGACUAUUCAAUACAUCGGAACAAAACAAAUAGAUUUAAUUAACGAUAAACCGAAUUUACUUGUCAGCGUGGAUGAAAAUAGUCCCAAACCUUCGGAUGAUAAACACUAA
Molecule: messenger RNA, 1113 nt
Organism: Rotaria socialis
Lineage: Eukaryota; Metazoa; Rotifera; Eurotatoria; Philodinida; Philodinidae
Source: the annotation of a GenBank genome assembly